This is a messenger RNA of Aureobasidium melanogenum CBS 110374, 1095 nucleotides long. Its product is annotated as uroporphyrinogen decarboxylase. Gene Ontology annotation, biological process: heme biosynthetic process. The record is from RefSeq and is a predicted model, not a curated record. Gene Ontology annotation, cellular component: cytosol. Gene Ontology annotation, molecular function: uroporphyrinogen decarboxylase activity. Bases 1 to 1095 code for a protein of 364 amino acids. Lineage: Eukaryota; Fungi; Ascomycota; Dothideomycetes; Dothideales; Saccotheciaceae. The transcript is spliced from 3 exons.
AUGGCUCAAUUCCCGCCUAUGAAAAACGAUCUUCUCCUGCGCGCUGCGCGUGGUGAGAAGGUCGAGCGUCCGCCCAUGUGGGUCAUGCGCCAGGCCGGUCGCUACCUGCCCGAGUACCACGAGGCCAAGGGCUCCCACGACUUCUUCGAGUGCUGUCGCUCGCCCGAGAUUGCCUCGACCCUGACUCUGCAACCCAUCGAUCGUUACGCCGGCCUUAUCGAUGGCUCCAUCAUCUUCUCCGACAUCCUCGUCAUCCCUCAGGCCAUGGGUAUGGAGGUCAUCAUGGUCGACAAGAAGGGCCCUCACUUCCCUGACCCGCUCAUGUCCCCGCACGACAAACAGUACCAGGAGAUCAUGGAAAGACAUGUCGAUGUGAAGGAGUCCCUGGACUACGUCUACAAGGCCAUCACCCUGACUAGACAGAAGCUUGAUGGCCGUGUGCCUCUGUACGGCUUCUGUGGCGCUCCUUGGACUCUGCUCAGUUAUAUGGUCGAGGGAGGUGGUUCCAAGAUGUUCAAGCAAGUCAAGACCUGGAUCUUCAAGUACCCUGAAGAGAGCAAGAAGUUGCUGCAAAAGAUCGCCGAGCUUUGUGUUGAAUACCUCGCCCAACAAGUCGUUGCCGGUGCUCAGAUUGUUCAGGUCUUCGAUUCAUGGGCUGGCGAAUUGUCCCCGACCUCUUUCAAGGAGUUCUCUCUGCCCUACUUGACCUACAUUGCAGACCACCUGCCAAACCGCCUUAGAGAGCUCAACCAAGAAGUCGUCCCCAUGACCGUCUUCGCCAAAGGUGCAUGGUAUGCUCUCGACGACCUCUGCGAUACUGCCUACAAUGUCAUCGGUUUGGACUGGCUGCAUUCACCCAAGGAAGCUUACGCUAUCGCUCAAAAGAAGGGCAAGGUUCUCCAAGGCAACGCCGACCCUGGUGUCCUCUACGGCGGCAAAGAAGCCAUCACUGCAGUUGUCAAGGAGAUGGUCGAGGGCUUUGGUGGUGGCAAGCAAGGAUGGAUCGCCAAUCUUGGUCAUGGAAUUACACCAUUCGUCAACCCUGAUGACCUCAAAUUCUUCUUUGAGGAAAUCCACAGACUUUCAGGUAGAUGA